Molecule: messenger RNA, 1389 nt
Organism: Melampsora larici-populina 98AG31
Lineage: Eukaryota; Fungi; Basidiomycota; Pucciniomycetes; Pucciniales; Melampsoraceae
Exons: 7
Coding region: 1-1389 (462 amino acids)
Source: RefSeq, a predicted model, not a curated record
AUGAAUCGACCUAAAACAAUGAAACCUCAAGUCGAGACUCGUACGGUGACAACCGACGGUACAUUUGAAGGUUUUGCUGAGUUUCUGAGGUCCGAUAAUCCUGCCGACCUUGUUGAAACGGAGCUGAAUUACGAACACACAUUAACUGACCCGCGUUGUGACCCAGAGGAGAAUGAGUACGAGACGGAUGGACCUCACGAAUUUCGGCUUAAGAAACGAAAAACUACGACCGUAAUGGAGACAUCGCCGAUGGGACAACCGUCUUCAGUUGGAGGUGAAGAACAAGUUGUAGAGGACUUAGUGAUACAUCUGAGUGAUUCGGUCCGCGAAAUGUUUGCCGGGUGGACAAUGUCGUGGAAAUUUGCUAUCGAUGGAUACAACGGUAAUGGUCGAGAAUCCAUCUCCGAUACCCCCGAAGGAUCCCGUAUCUUUAAGCAGUCUGUUAUCACGCCAUACAGCGACCCAGCGGAGUGGAAGACUAUUACUGUGGGAAAAGUGAUGGAAAUGCGUACUUUGCUCGCAGGAUAUGCUGAUCAUGAUGACCUGGAGUUCAACAUAACGUGGUCCCGUCAAGAGCCAUCUUUCUCACAGUUAGAGAGAACUCAACGCGAGUUGGAUCUUUUGAAGAGAGCAAUGGCACAAACGCAGGCCAUGUUGCUUGGAAUUUUUAACCGUCCCUCGAUUGAUAUCACUCGAUUAGUCUUUCGGUCAAAAACGCAGCGGAACUCGCAAAUAUCUGUAUUGAUAACAGAGGACGUUGAACCACGAAAAGGUAGAAUCACAUCUCGUAGUUCUUUGUACAACUUGCAAUCAAUCAUUCAUGAUGUGAAACUGAUUUGUUAUAACAGAAUGCCACGUUCAAAGCAACCAUUCAUGUCACAGGCACAUCAUCUGAUCUGUCACGUCCAAUCUAGAGCUCUAUACUUCGCCCCUCUGAGGUCUACAUACCAAGUAUAUUGCAAGGCACUUUCCAGCCCGGCGGAGGAAAACGACCAAUUACCACCACUCCCCCUUUGGCCUGUAUGGGCUGAAGCUUACUGCACCCCUUAUACCAUCGUACCCGGUUUCAAGACUCCCUCUAGCCCAAAGAGUCUCUACCGCCUGGCCGAUAUGUUGAUCAUUCCACAACUUAAGGCUAUAUGUCGACAGCAAAUCAGCAAUUCCAUACAUGUGCAAAAUGUGAUAUCCGAACUCCAGAGCUCAGUUUUUGAACAGCAUGAGGAAUUGCGUGUGGACGCCUAUAAAUUUAUGCGUAAUACCUGGCAUUUAUAUCAAAGCUCAGAGAUCGUUCCUUUUCUCGCCAAUAUGUCUGAAGCAGAGGCUGCUCUGGUUUUCAAUCACAUACUUAAAAAUCUUCCUGUUUCAAACUCUUUGCUUCAACCCGUUUAA